GUCUCAUAAACGACCAUAAAAACACACACGGUGACGCGCCGCGGCCGCCGCCAUCGGUGCCGCCGAGGUGGAACCACCCCCGCCAGCCUGCCUUCGGCAGGAGGGGAGCGUUUUCAGCCAGGUACCCCCAACAGGCUCCCAGGGAUUUCCAGCUGCACCAGGGUCACUCUUGGAGAAAAAAAUACUCCCUCGUCAACCGGCCGCCGGGAUCGGCGUGCGAUGUCGGAAGUACCAGCACGUCUUGGGGUUUUGGAAGCCACGUGGACAACCAGGAACCCGAACCACGGGAAUCGUCACCAGAGAGACACGUGGACUUAACGACGGAUGGUAACAUCGUGGUGGGGAUCCAGCUGCCGCAGAGGGCUGGCCUGUUUGGAGACACCGCAGGUUUUGCCGACGUGGGUUCUUGCUAUGAGUUUUCUGGGCUGGAAGAUGACAGUAAAAACGUGCUGAAAUCUCAAUAUAUGAGCGAAAACGAAGAGAGAAGACCUUCUCUCUCCAUUUCCUUUAGUUCAUCUCAUCGGUUUGUGAGUUCAGCUUACGUGAGCGUGCCAGAGAAGCCCAGAACGGUGUGUCUGGCCAGUGAUGUGGCCGGCAGCUCGCCUGCCUCCUACGGGAGCACCAGUGAAAGUGCUGUGACACUAAAAUCAGAACCGCAGCAGCUUUCCGUGUUGCCGGGUCACGAGCCGGCUCAGCACUCGGUACGGAGGAAGACAGAACCGCCAGCUCCAGGGCAGUCCAGUUGUGAGCAAGUGAGAGAUGCUUUCAGAGAGCUGAAGCUCCUUGGAAAUGGCAAGACGGGCUCUGGACCUGCUCAGGCUGCAGCUUCGGUGGUUGGGAUGACUCCAACAAAGAGCAGAUUUUCUGUACUUCCCAAAGCUGCUGCUCUCCAAAGAGCUGCCUCAACGUCAGCCUCCAGCAAAGCUCCAAAGUUCAAAAAAACGAAUUACACCUGGGUCGCAAACCCUGGGAAAUGCUCUCGUGGCGGCGUGAAGAGAUGGGUCAGCCCAAAAGCUGCCGAAAGUGCCAAGAAGGUCGCCGGUGGAGCAGACAGAGGUGGUAAACUGUCACCCAAAGGUGACUUGGGAGCAAAGCUGAAGAAAUCAGGACUGCAGUCCAAACUGGGUGUUUCUCCCAGCAAGUAUAAGUGGAAAGCUUCCAGCCUGCAGACCUUGCCCUCCACCUCCAAGUCAGCGUUCCGGUGGCGAUCCGAGGACCAGAAAAAGCCUCUGGCCCCCGCCCUCCCUCGAGCCGCCAACCCGCCGCCUCCGAGCGCCGUGUCGGUCGGUCUCGGCGGGGUGAAGUCCUCCUUGGGCGAUGCCGCGCUAUCCAGUUAUAAAGUGAAGAGUCGGACAAAAAUCAUCAAGAGGAAGGGAAGUUCCCCGACAGAUAAGAAGAGCAACUUCUCGCCCACCACGCCUCCGAAAAGCCACUUCCACCUCAGGAAGAAAAACUCCUCGCGGGGGAAACCGUCUGCUACGCUCAAACGCUCCUCGCCCAAGGGCCUCGUGCAGAUCACCAAGCACAGGCUCUGCAGGCUGCCGGCCACCAGGAUGCAGAUCUCCACCAAGGAAG
Messenger RNA from Apaloderma vittatum (bar-tailed trogon), 1575 nucleotides. RefSeq names its product zinc finger CCCH-type containing 3 (gene ZC3H3). Lineage: Eukaryota; Metazoa; Chordata; Aves; Trogoniformes; Trogonidae. The transcript is spliced from 2 exons. The annotation marks the transcript as partial. The record is from RefSeq and is a predicted model, not a curated record.